AUGAAGGCAUCCAAAUUCAUUGUGCUGGUAGUAUUGAUUCAACUGACAAAAGAUGCCUCAUCAAGUUGGGUGGUUAUAUCGGGUGCAUGCCUGCCAGGAUUCAACAAUAAAAUAAUAGAAGAUAUCGAAUCUUUGGCAAGAUGCAAAAGGAAGUGUGAAAUACAGACAACAUUUAUAUGCCGCUCAGUCGAAUACAGCGAGUCCAACGAAAAGUGUAUUCUUUCAACAGAACACUCAGGGACCCAGUCGAUAAGCAACCCAUGCGGAGUUUCUUCAUAUGACUAUGCCGAGAGGUCUCUUACAGACCCUACAACCCAACUAACUACACAAAAUGUUGUGACUACUGUACCUACUACCCAACCAACUACACAAAAAGAAGGAACUACUGAGCCUACUACCCAAACGACUACACAAAAUGAAAUGACAACUGUGCUUACCACCCAGCCAACUACACAAAAUGAUGCGACUACAGAGCCUACUACCCAAACGACUACACAAAAUGAAAUGACAACUGUGCUUACCACCCAGCCAACUACACAAAAUGAAGGAACUACAGAGCCUACUACCCAACCAACUACACAAAAUGAAGUAACUACUGAGCCCACGACCCAACCAACUACACAAAAUGUCGUGACUACUGUGCCUACCACCCUAUCAACUACACAAAAUGAAGGGACAACGGAUCUUACUACCAAAACAACUGCAAAGAGUGAUGUGACUACUGCACUUACUACCAAACAAACUACACAAAAUGAAGUAACUACAACCACCUCACCCAAACAUCGUCCACUAUUUAUAAACGAAAUUAUAAAAGCAAAGCUCGAGUCUGAAGUGUAUAAACCUCCUAAGAAAAAAGAGCAUGUGCCAGUCGAAGCAAAAUAUGCAGCGGUUGUUGGUGUGCCUCCCUGUAUGAUCAUUAUUAUUUCAGUUGGGCUAUUCAUUCUAUCUGAUUUGCCAACAAUAUUUAGGGACAUUAGGAGAGGAUGUAGAAAUGAAAAUUGGAAAUGGCACGCCGAUAUCAUCAUCUUCGGAUCAACUAAAUAUGCUCUACCUGUCACAGCAUCACCGACGGUGUUCGGGGAAGCUUGGGCACAAAGCUUUAUGGCACUCGUCGCCCUGGUCAAGUCAUACCAGGGGAAGAAGCUCCCCCGUUUUAAAGUUUCAUGA
Molecule: messenger RNA, 1167 nt
Organism: Owenia fusiformis
Lineage: Eukaryota; Metazoa; Annelida; Polychaeta; Sabellida; Oweniidae
Source: the annotation of a GenBank genome assembly